Schistocerca nitens (vagrant locust) is the source of this 3612-nucleotide messenger RNA. Its product is annotated as longitudinals lacking protein-like. The coding region runs from base 563 to 1984 and encodes 473 amino acids. Gene Ontology annotation, molecular function: protein binding. The transcript has 3 exons. Gene Ontology annotation, cellular component: nucleus. The record is from RefSeq and is a predicted model, not a curated record. NCBI's taxonomy places the organism in Eukaryota, Metazoa, Arthropoda, Insecta, Orthoptera, Acrididae. Gene Ontology annotation, biological process: regulation of transcription by RNA polymerase II.
UCAUUGCUGCGCGGCUUGAUACAAACAAGAACCAAAUUUAAAGGAUAAAUUGCAGAUAAGAAGUGGGUUGGUGUAUGUUGUUUGUGGAGCAUGUUGUGUGUGUAGUAUACAAGUCGAAAAUUGUUUAAAAUAUGUUUGAAUGGGAUUAAUGAUUGUAAAAUACAGGCCAAACUGCCCCCCUCUUGAAGGAGUGCUGCUGUAAUAGCAUUCUUGAGGCUGCUGUUUCUCUACAGAUGUAAACUGCUGCUGCACAGCUGGAAUUUUGGAAGAUACACUAACAUCUAAACUGGAGGUCAGGCGCUCAGAAUUUCUGGAACAACAACUCUGUCUGCAAUUUGGAGGAGAUUCUUUACCACGGAUUAUCUGUUACUCAAAAACGAGUGAAGAUUCCGCUGUGCAGACCUGGAGAAAGAUUACUUCACUGCUUGAAGAUGAUCAACUUGGAGAUAAUUAUUUCCCGUUUGUUCCAAGGAAACUGAAUUUUUCUAGUAAAUUAUAUCACUGAAGUAGUUCGACCAGCUUUGUACAUGAGUUUGAGGUCUUGUGAAGACAGCUAGGCAGGAUGAAUGAGAGCAACAAUGUUUAUUUGAGGUGGAGUAAGCAUCAAGCUACUUUGGUGUCUGUUUUUGAUGGUCUGUUGGACAGUGAGAAGUUAACAGACUGCACAGUUAGUGCUGAGGGGCAUCAUUUAAGAGCACAUAAGAUAAUUCUCUCGGCCUGUAGUCCAUAUUUCGACGAACUGUUCUCUGAAAACUGUGAAAAGCACCCAAUUAUUAUUCUGCACGAUGUAAAAUACAAUGUGCUUAAGGCUUUGCUGGACUUUAUGUACCGUGGUGAACUAAAUGUACCGCAAGAGCAGCUUAGUGAUAUUCUUAAACUCUCGGAUUCCCUUCGGGUAAGGGGACUGUCUGGCAGUGGGUGUGUGAACAAUGUCGACAUGCAGAAAAGAAGUGAAAGAAAUGCACGGUCAGUGUCUCCAGGAACACACUCGUCGCAACCUGCAUCUGUGUCGUGCUUUACCUCGGUUCAGAAUGAGCGAGGAGAGCACGUGCAGUCAUUUAGAGAAACCCCUCCACGUGUGUCGUCCCAAGAAGGAGGUUCUGUGGAAGUGGACUCCAUUUCUAAAGCUGUUCAAAAGUCCAGAAAAACUAUCAGUCACACUGUUGCUGAUGAGGGAACAGCUCAAAAUGCAUUUGAAGUCAUUACCCCUGAUGUUGAUAGUGUGGAUAAACUUCCAUCUCAAAAGCAAGUACUGGCCACAACCCCUAACUCAACUGGUGGACCAGUUGACAGCUCAUCUCAGGUGCUAAAAACCUUGCUGCCUGUAAGCAACACCACUGUAUGUUCGUCAUCAUACACUAUGAUUCCUCAUCAGUCUUCAAGUAGGGAGUUGCAAAACUCUAGUGGGGAAAUGACCAUUGCGAAAAAUGAACGGUUUUUAAUACCAGAAGCAGUAUUACCUGAUGAAAGGUCAGAAAGUCUGAGUGCACACCAGGUAGAGGUAUCUCUAGAAACAAAACCAGAGGCCCUAGAGACUAAUGUGGAAAUUGUAGAAGACCUUACUCUCGAUGACGACGACGAUUAUGCUGGUGCCGGUGAUUAUCGUGAUGUUUGUAACAGUGUUGAAGUUGACAUUGGGGAAGUCACGAGAGCGAGUGAAGAUCUUACAUACGAAGAGAUUUUUUGCGCUCAGGAAGUUAAUAAUACGUGUUCACCAUUUGGCAGUGUUGAUUUGAGUAACGUGUCUCUGUCAGCAUCUCAGAUAGUAUUACGUAAUCGGUUUAUUUGUCAUUCUUGUGGGAAGUCUUACCAACAUCAAUCAGGGCUGUGGAGACAUGCGAAGUUUCAGUGUGGCAAAGAACCGCAGUUUCAGUGUCCUCGCUGCAAUUAUCGCUGUGCUAGGAGUGAUCAUUUAAAAAAACAUAUGGCUUCUCUUCGUUGCCAGAUGCAGAAAAAAUAUGCUCUUUUUGGAGGGGAUGUGUAAUAAGAGCCUAACACAAAGAAAGGGGCAAAUGGUGUCAAGUGACUUCCUGGUCUUUAGUGAGGACUUUUUGUGAGGGAAUUGUGUCAUCUGUGGAAGUGUGUAGUGUAAGUUGCAUGAAGCAGUGAUUACUUUGCACUGUGUGGGCAGAAAUUAAUCCUUGUGUAAAUUGUGGUUGCUAUGAGUAUAUUUUAAAUUUAUGUGGAAACUUGGCAACGUCAAUGUCAUUGAAGUCGUGGUUUGCUUUGUGAAACAGAUGACUUGUGAUGUAAUGUAGUAAUUGUGUCAGUGAAGGUCACCUAUUGUCAUCAGUUAUGUUGUUUGUCAUGAACAGAAAAUUGUUUGUGUAGUGAAGACCUUAAUUAUGUGAGUGCACAUCAAGAAAUGUUGAUAUGAGUGUAUUACAGAAUUCUAACAGUUGUAAUAUCCCCUUGAAGUACCAGCUGAUAAUUAUGCCAACACCUAUAAUUUCUUGACAUAUUCCUCCAGAUUAAUUCUGACUGUCCAUUCUGUUUCUUCUCAUUUCCUCCUUAAACUUCUCCAACUUUCCCACUUGUAACAGUGUUUAACACUCGAUAGUCAUGUUCAUAAUCCUCCUUUUCUUCCUUGUUUCAUUGUGUCUCUCUCAGCAUAUCCAUCUUGAAUGUCCGAACAGGACUCAUCAUGCUGUGUAUGCAUCUAUCAGUGUUGUGAAAGAUAAUGAUCUCAGUUUGUAUUUGUAUGUGUUGCACUGUGUGAUUAGCUGCUUUAUUACUGUUUAUUUCACAGUAUGUUGACAUAUGCCUAAAUUUCAGUUUUAGAGAACCCUACUGUAUUUUAAAGAUUUUUACAGAAAGAAGGUAUUGGGAAAACCUUAAUGUCGUGGUCAUUAUACCAAAAAUAAAAUACAAGUGAUAUUUUAUUUUAACAAGAGUACUGUAUUUCAAGUAAGCAGAUAAACAAAUUUUUUAUUGUCUGGCUACACAUUGGCAAUGAACACUGGGGACAGAUAUAAUGGAUACAGCUUUAAAUCACCUCAGGACGUGUGAAGCAGUGUAUAAUAGAUGUACCACAUAAAACUGGUUGUGGAUUAACGACGAGAGCCGGUGUGCUUGCCAGCCUGGAUUUGAUUUAAUCAGUUUCCCUUGUUUUCACGUGGGACAACACUAGAAACAGCCAGAUGGGGUCCACAAAUUAUGUUCUUGUGGACCUCCCAUUUAGAUAAAGGAUGUAUGCUGGAUUAACACGUUGAAGAUGAAGUGCAAGUGUAGCUGAGGCGAGAAUGCUGUGUUCAAAACACCGAACCCGAGUAUAGCUCAAGCCACAACUUUCACGACGAGUUAGGCACCUGCCGCUCGAAAACUGGACUCGCUUCAUAUGAGGGCAGUAUACAGACAUCUUGCUACCUAUUCCUUGGCAGGUGCUGCCUUCUGUCAAUUUAUAGAAAUAUUUAGAAAGAAAUAUUAGCUAAUGUAACAGCUGCUCUUGCAAAUUUCUGAGCCAAACUAAUGGCAAUAACUUAAUUUCAUGAGGUUUUGAAUUUCACUGUAAUUCUGCUAGAAAUAUAUCACAUUUGCUGAAUGAACAAGAAAUUUUGGAAGCUCAAGAGGAUGAAGUUGCUCAAACAAUUUGUAAUCUAUCAAAGAAAUAAA